Molecule: messenger RNA, 976 nt
Organism: Sinocyclocheilus grahami
Lineage: Eukaryota; Metazoa; Chordata; Actinopteri; Cypriniformes; Cyprinidae
Product: inositol 1,4,5-trisphosphate receptor type 2-like
Exons: 5
Biological process (GO): calcium ion transport
Source: RefSeq, a predicted model, not a curated record
UAUUAGUAGACAAAUCAACUACUGAGAGUUUAAUACCCUUAUAUUGAUGUUGUUUCUGAAUCUGUUGAAUCUGUCAUGUUGACUGAAGUGUUUUUGAUGAUCAGUUGGCACGCCACAGAAAAAAUCUUCAGCAGAGUUUAAAACCUGGCCCAGACCCUACCAUAGAAGGAGAGGCAGCGCUUCUAUACUAUGCCAACCACACCGCUCAGAUAGAGAUCGUCCGCCAUGACCGCACAAUGGAGCAGAUCGUGUUUCCUGUGCCCAACAUCUGCGAGUACUUAACAGAAGAAUCAAAAGUGCGUGUGUUCACCACAACAGAGCGAGAUGACCAGGGCAGCAAGGUCAAUGACUUCUUCCAGCAGUUUGAUGACCUCUACAAUGAGAUGAGGUGGCAGAAGAAAAUAAGAAAUAAUACACCACUUUUCUGGGUGUCAAAACAUAUAUCUCUAUGGGAGAGUAUCUCCUUUAACAUGGCUGUGCUAAUCAACUUGGCUGUCGCUCUUUUCUACCCAUUUGGAGAUGAUGGAGAUGAAGGUGUCUUGCCACCGUUCUUGUCCAUCUUGCUUUGGGUGGCAGUGGUCGUGAGCACCUUCACGUUGUUUGUUCUUCCCCAGCGUGGAGGUAUCCUGGCGUUCCUGGUCACCAUCAUCUUCCGUUCUAUUUACACGCUGGGCUUAGGACCCACACUGCUGCUUCUGGGAGCCGCCAACAUAAAAAAUGAGAGCGAUUUCAUGCCUCUCUCCCAGCCAACUGGAGCUUCAGCCAUCAAACUGCUGACACUUCCCUCUGUUGUGUCAGUCUGUUUGCGUCUGCUCAAGCUGGCGUCUCCUCAGCCAUUAUGGCACCACAUGAAGAACCAACAGAGACAUGUGCUGAAACAGAUUCUAGGAGUCUGGGAUCUGUUAUACUACACGCCACUCGCCACGUCUUCUAGUGGUCACCACAAACGGUGUUUAUUCUCGCUGCAAGUGAACUC